GCCAAUGAUAAAGCGGGGCGGGCUGGGCGGGCGCCGACAGGUGUGGCGAUGUGCCUCCCCUCAGACCUCCCCUGACUGCCCCCCCCUACCAUCAUGAGGCACCAGCAGACCCGCCCCGAGAACCACUCUUCGGUCGCUGUUCUGGUGAAGCCCGGUGUUUCCAAACUGUCACGUCACGGCCGGGAUCCGGUGCCUCGGAAGUCCAGGGUGCAGGAGAGGGGCGAAGGGGAAGUAAGCAAGAUGUCAAAACAUUCAAAAGAGCCUCCGUUUGUAAUAAAAGACCAAGAGCUGGACGCUUUUCUGAAGCUGCUCGAUGAUGAGGUGAUUCAGGACUUCCUGUGGAUGGACAGUUGCUGUAGAAUUGCAGACAAGUACUUGCUGGCCAUGGUCCUCACGUAUUUCAAACGGGCAUUUCUGCAUACAAGUGAAUACUCAAGGAUGAACUUCUUCUUGGCUUUGUACCUGGCGAAUGACAUGGAAGAGGACGAAGAGCAGUACAAGUACGAGAUAUUCCCGUGGGCGCUGGGCGAGAAUUGGAGGAUGCUUGUCCCGAAUUUCCUCAAGCUCCGGCUGGAACUCUGGGCCCAGAUGAAUUAUCGGGCGGCCGUGAGCCGGCACUGCUGUGAGCAGGUGAUUGCCACCAUUCCAUCUCACUACAUCUGGCACAGGGAGCGUCCAGGCCACCACAGUGGUGCCACCCGCAGUUACCUGCAGAAAGAGAUCGUGCCCUCCCUGCCGGGACCCAAUGGAACCCCCCCGUUGUGCACCCUCUGUACCCACUCCAGAUGCUACUUCGGCCUGGACUUGGACUCUUCAUCCUCCCCAGAAAAUACCUCCCUGUUUGAUGACGAUUGGCCCCACGAUUUCUUUAUACUUUCACCAGAUGCACUGAUAGACCACGACGCGGAAGGUAUGGGCUCACUGGACUCUGUAUAACACCC
Molecule: messenger RNA, 941 nt
Organism: Mobula hypostoma (lesser devil ray)
Lineage: Eukaryota; Metazoa; Chordata; Chondrichthyes; Myliobatiformes; Myliobatidae
Product: speedy protein 1-A-like
Exons: 6
Coding region: 94-936 (280 amino acids)
Biological process (GO): positive regulation of cyclin-dependent protein serine/threonine kinase activity
Molecular function (GO): protein kinase binding
Source: RefSeq, a predicted model, not a curated record